Emiliania huxleyi CCMP1516 is the source of this 3528-nucleotide messenger RNA. RefSeq lists its product as hypothetical. Bases 1 to 3246 code for a protein of 1081 amino acids. Gene Ontology annotation, biological process: post-transcriptional regulation of gene expression. The transcript is spliced from 3 exons. The record is from RefSeq and is a predicted model, not a curated record. NCBI's taxonomy places the organism in Eukaryota, Haptophyta, Isochrysidales, Noelaerhabdaceae. Gene Ontology annotation, cellular component: cytoplasm. Gene Ontology annotation, molecular function: calcium ion binding; mRNA binding.
AUGGAUGAGUCUUGGCUUGCCGGCGUGGAGUCCGAGCUGUUCCCUGGCGAGCUGCUGGAGCCGGAGCAGUCGUCGCCAGUGUGCGGCAGGCAUGAGUCGCCUGACGGGCUGGACUGGCCAAGCCGACCGUCCUCGCACGGCUCGCGGCUGUCGUCGGCAGUGUCGCUGCCUCAGCUGCCGGUGCGGGGGUUUCGCGCGCCCGAGGAGAGUGCUAGCGAAGCAGUGGACAUUUACGACCUCGUCGGCUCAAUCGAAUGGAACAAUGAGCUUAUCGCGCGAGACUCGACGGCGAUGCGGCAACGAGCGAGGGUGCGUGAGCAGACCAACAAGGAGAUGAGGGCACGGUGCGAAGAGGCGGCCGCCGAGGAGAGGGCUGCGCGGAGGCAACUGGCUGAGUUGAAGCUGCGCCUGAAGCGCGCCCGCGAGGCGGCGCAGGCUGAGCUCCGUCGCCGGUCGCACGCCGAGCAUUACGCCAAGGUUCAGGAGGAAAAGGCGGACCUGAGAAACGAGGAGGUGAACCGGCGCCUGCGCCAGCUACAGCCAGCGAGCCGCGCGGAGCUCAAGCGGGCGUCGCUGAUCUUCAACGCAGCGCUGCGAUCGCGUCCUGAGGCCAGCAAGGCGGACGGCUCCGAUCCCAACCGCAACGGCCGGUGGUAUCAGUUGUUCAAGGCGGCCGCCAACGCCACCGCGGGCCCGCCUCGAGGGAUCUGGUUCUCGGAGUUCGUCGAGCUCGCGCGGCGGCCUCUCGGAUCCGGCGCUCGCGCGGGCCUCGGCAUUGGGCCGAAGGACUUGUCAGAUGCGGAGCUGGAGGCGGUUUGGGCGGCGAUUGACGAGGAUGCGAGCGGUGACGUCAGUGUGGGCGAGUUCGGCCGAUUCAUGCGCAUCGGCGCGAUCCGAGCGCCGGGCGGCCAUGAGCGAUCGGUCUUGCGCGAGCGGGAGGCAGAGGCGCGUCGCGAGGCGGCCGACCGGCAAGCUCGGAUGGAGGCCGAGCUGCAGAGGCGCCAGCACAGCCGAGGGGCGGCGCAGCUACGGCAAGAGGCGCUGCGCAUCGAAUCGGCGCUCAGAGCGCACCAUCGCCCAGCCAGUUUGGCCACCUUUGCUGUCAAGGGCCGAAGACUCUCGCUCGAGGAGGUGCUCGCCGAGGUUGAGAACAAGCCGCCUCCGAUCGGCAGCGGCGGCGACGAGUUUGCCUCGCCGCGGCAGCGCUCCGCCUCGCUCGUCAACCCGCCCAAGCGCAAGAGCCUGCUCGAGCAGAUCGACACCGACUUCCCGGGAACCCGCUCCUCGCAGAUGGCACGGCGCUCUCUGCCGGGCGGCGACCGCUCGUCCGCUGGCGGGACUGAGCGCCGCUCCUCGCAGGCCGCGGGCGGCGCCGGGCGCCCACCGCUCGAGAGCCUGGUCGUGAGCGACGCGGCGCAGGACCCCGCGCCGGCCGCGAGUGCCGAAAAGCCGGUCGCGGCGACGCCGCGCCGCCCGACGCCGCCGUCGCCUGCUGACGCUCGCGAGCAGAUGCGACGCGUGGCGGCGGCGGCGGCCGGGCCGCACGGCCUGACCAGCGUAUGGACGCAGCCCGUCGCGUGCUCGCCGCGUGCGCCGUCUCAGCCCAUGGUGCCUCCCGCGGCUUCGCUGACCGCGCCCUCUCCGGCGACCCGGACGCCACGCCGGCGCGGGAGGAAGAACCGGCCGCCGACGCUCGACUCGCCGAUGCUCUUCUCGCCCGACGACAGCGGCGCGCCGCGCUGGCCGCUGCCGCCGACGCCGCAGUCCGAGUGGUCCGGCUUCCUCCCCGCCUGGAGCGAGUGGGCGGGCGAGUCGGUCGGCUGGGCCGAGCCCAUCUCCUCGCCCGGAGGAUGGACGGCUGUCGACGAGCACGGCUCCCCGCUCAUGGCCAUGUCGCUGGACUCGCCAGUGGAGAUGGCGCCGAUGGCGGCCGAGAUGCCCGGCCCGAUGCGGGGCGCGCAGAUGCAGGUGCUGCCGCAGCAGCCGAUGCAGAUGCCCAUGCCGAUGAUGCUGCCGCAGCAGUAUGUCCUCGUUGCGCCGCCGCCGCAGCAGCAGCAGUUUGUGGCGGCGAUGCCGUACCCGAUGCAGAUGCACGGCUUCAUCCCGAUGGGCCAGCCCAUGGCGUGGCAGGCGAUGCCGCCGCAGGCGAUGCCGCAGCAGCAGCCGCAGCAGCCGCAGCAGCAGCCGCCGCAGCAGCCGCCGCAGCAGCCGCAGCAGCAGCCGCAGCAGCAGCCGCCGCCGCAUCGGGGCACGUCCUCGCCGCCCGGCGCCACGGCGGGCGGCAAGGUGCCGUGGGGCUCCCUCGUCGCCACCGCGAUGGACCCCAAGGGGUCGAGGGAGCUGCAGCAGCUGCUGCCGAAGCUGUCCAAGGGGCAGCUGGCGCGCGCGCGCGACGAGCUGGCACCGCACAUGCACGCGCUCUCGAGGCACACGUUUGGCAACUACCUUGUGUCCAAGCUCGCGCCGCUCGCGCCGAUGCACGCCGCCCUCGCGGCCGCCUUCCGCGGGCGCGUCGUCGAGCUCCUCUGCCACGCGCAGGGCUCGCGCGUCGUUCAGGCCUACCUUGCCGCCGCGGCGCCAGCCGAGGCGGAGUCGCUGGUGUCGGAGCUCGACGGGCACGUGGUGGAGUGCGCGCUCGACACGCACGGCUCGUGGGGCGUCUGCGUCGCCUACAGCGCCACGCACGCCCCCUUCCUGCUGCGCCAGAUCUCGGCGAGCGUCGUCCAGCUCUCCCUCGAGCAGCACGGCUGCCGCGUCGUGCAGUCGGUCCUGCAGGAGGCGGGCAACGCGGGCGUCGACUGCUCAGCGGCGGUCGGCCGCAUCAUCGGCGGCGGGCUCGAGGAGCUCGCCCUCCACCGCUUCGCAAACUACGCCGUCCAGGUCGCGCUGCGCCAGUGCGGCGCCGCCCAGCGCGAAGCGAUGCUCGGCGCGCUGAUGCCUCGGCUGCUGCCGCUCUCGGCGAGCAAGCACGGCUCAAAUGUCGCCGAGGUGGUGCUCUCGCUCGCGUCGGGUCCGCUGCUCGACGCCGCCGCCGAGUCCAUCUUUGGCGCCGGCGAGCCCGCCUCCGCGGCGCUGCGGCAGCUCGUCGAGCACCAGUUUGGAAACUACGUGCUGCAGACGCUGCUGCGCCGUCUCGCCGACGGGCCACGCCGCGCCGCCGCGCUCGCAAAGGUGCGCGAGGCGACGACGGCGACCAACUUUGGGCGCUCGAUCCUCUCCCGAUUGGGCGAGGCCGAGGCGGCGUGAGCGGCCCGCCGCCUCCGCACUCUAAACUCUGUUCUGUGCGCUCGCGCAUCUGGGCCGCGGCACUGUCGUUCUUGUCCCAUGUCUGUGCGCUCGCCCACCUCACUCGUUGGAUAGUGGUGAGGGAGAGCGCGAGGGGGCACUUCGGCGGGAGGGAAGGGUGCCUCGAGGACGCCGAUCGCUCUCGCCGGGAAGGGGGGGGGGGGGCUUGGGACCCGCGGCGCGGAGGGGGGGCGUGUGUGGGAUCUCGGUUUGUAGUCUCCGCGUAUCUGAAUCUGUGUACAU